CCGACUCCAACUAAUUGGGCGGUUUCCAACACCACCAUCUUCCUUACUUUUCCUUCCACCAAUAUCAUCCUACUCGCUGCCAGUAUCCUCCCCUACAAGCCUCAUUCUCUUCACCUUAACUACCUCCCUACCAGCACGCGCUCCUGCAACACCUACCUAUCCACCCUUUCUCAGGCAUUUUCAUUCCUGUAUAUCGCCAACUGGACUUAUUUCCUCUCAGCUGCCUCGCGAGCCAUCCACACGCCGGGGCCCCUCCUGUCAGCCUCACGUUAGCAAACUCACCAAACCGAUCAACUAUAACUAGAUCGUCUUUUUUGUUCAAACUUGCACGUGUCGCUGUCAAAUAUUUGACAACGAUCACCACACCAAACCCACGUCUCUCACUUGCCUUCCAACCUUACCUUCCUUCCUCCCCUUGACGGGCUUAUCCAGACUGAUCCGAGAACGACCAUCAACUAAGUGGGAUUUCCGCAGCGAUCAAACCUGAACAAGUUCUUGAAAACAUCAGACUUCAGUUCGAAUUCGCCUCAAAUCCCUGUCCAGCCGUCUCCUUACGUUCAACCUGAUCCCCUAGUCCUGCGUCCUCUCGUUCGAACCCCUCUGCCGAUCAGACAUUUGACCCAACUUCCUGCCGCCUUCCCGGCGAGUGAUCAGAGAACGAGUCUGAGCUUCUCUAGUGGCAAGGUCUUGUCUUACUCACCUCCUGAAGACACAAUUCCGUUCGCUAGAAGACGACGUCGCGGACGGUCUUAUGACUUGUGGGUCCCCAAAAGAUGACGGACAGUCUACACAAUCGGUCAUGACAAUGCCCCCAGAAGACUUACCACAUCGUACCAUGGAGAGACUUCCCGCGUCCAACCCGUCUGCUUCGAAUCACAGGCCUGCACUUUCACAGUCAAUGCCUUCGACACCCUACCAACGCCCGCAAUCUCACCUGGAUCUCAGAAAUUCUCCCUCCCCAGACCCCAACACCAAAGUCGGCUCGCCGCGGUCGCAGCCCUCUGAAAAAGAGCAUACCCCGCCAGGAAUUCGAAAAACACAUGGGUCGUGUAGAUUCGAAACCGGUAUGGCAAGGGCUCGGCGGCGUGUCCCGUACUCCCUGGGCCCGGAACCUUUAGAGCCUGAGAAAGGUGAUCUCAAGGCUCGGCUCACCCAAGAAGAGGACCAGAAGCUGACCGCAGAGAUCCAAUCUCUGUAUGAAACGCUGCAGCCAUCUGCUGAAAGCGAAGAACGACGAGCAAGCUUUGUUCAGAAAUUACGAAGUAUUCUGCAAAAGCGUUGGCCACAAUCAUCAAUCAAUGUCAAUGUGUUUGGAUCCACUGGUAACCACUUGGGCACCUCGGAUUCGGAUGUUGACAUCUGUAUCACGACCGACUGUACAGAAAUGGAACGCGUCUGCUCUAUCGCCGAGUUACUCGCCAAAAACGGCAUGGAGAGGGUAGUGUGCGUUUCUAGCGCCAAAGUUCCAAUCGUCAAGGUGUGGGAUCCAGAACUGCAAGUCGCCUGCGAUAUCAAUGUCAACAACCCCCUUGCCCUCGAGAACACCGAUCUGGUGCGUACAUAUGUCGAACUCGAUAGUCGUGUUCGGCCUUUGGCCAUGCUCAUCAAGCAUUGGGCCAAGCGACGGCUCUUGAAUGAUGCCGCUCUCGGAGGGACCCUUAGUUCCUACACGUGGAUAUGCCUGGCUCUGAACUUUCUGCAAACCCGUAUCCCUCCCAUCCUCCCCUCGUUGCAACAACAAAAGCACCUCGAACCAAAAAUUCUCGCUGGGGUCGAUGUCGCUUUCGACCACAACACCGAUACAUAUAAAGGGUUUGGCAGUAAAAAUGAGUCGUCAUUAGGAGAACUGUUUUUUCAGUUCUUUCGUUACUAUGGCCAUGAACUGGAUUUCGAGCACAGUGUUGUCUCAGUACGCAUGGGUCGCCUGUUACCGAAGGUGGAGAAGUCGUGGCACCUCACGUUGGACAACCGACUCUGCGUCGAGGAGCCGUUCAACAUAUCUAGGAACCUCGCCAACACAGCAGAUGAUACUUCGAUGAGGGGAAUUCACUUGGAAUUGCGCCGGGCUUUCGAUUUACUGAGCCAAGGACAACUUGAUCAAUGUUGCGAACAAUUUGAGCACCCCCAGCCCCAAGAGGAUCUCAAGCCUUCUGACAUCUUCGUUCCACCUUCGUCUCGGCCAGUGAUAACUCAGCAACCAACGCAAACUUUGCGUGCGCCCCGAAAUUCUGGCAGAGGUCGUCACUCGAGCCACACUAACCGUAAUGUCAGCGGUCGGAGGUCCUCCAACCCUUCUGGACGGAAUUCAGCCUACCUUCGCAAUCUUCCAUUUCAGAUGACUACUCAGGAGCUGCAGUUACAGGCUCAGCAUCAACAGCACCUACUUCACGACCAGCUGUUCCAGCAGUACCAGUACCUGCAACUUCAAGAACAAGAGCUUAGGAUGCAGUUGCAUCAACAGAAUUUGAGGCAUCGAGGUCUAAUCGCAGCUGGCUAUCCCCAUGUUGGUGGUUAUCAGCCGCUAUCCUCUCACGAGGACCAUCAGGACGCCAACCUAAACAGUCAGGCGGGCGGAGUUGGACGAGCUCCAAUGUCCGCUCCGUUGUAUCAACAACGCUUCAUGCCCGUGUCUCCUUAUUUGCAGAAUUCACAGACGUCGCAAGGUAUUGCGACCGAUCCUCCAUCUCCACGCAUGCAAACCGGCUUCCCUGAUACGAGACGGUUUUCUCGCCGGACCUCAUUGACACAGGCGUCAACGGGUGGUUCGUUGAGAGCGCAGUCCCAGCCGGCACGGGUGAUGCCGACGCCUAUCUUCAAUCAUCCACAAGCCAGGUCAGACCUCUAUCGCUACCAGGAUCCUAAUCUGGGCCGGAGAUCUUCCUCGUCAUCGACAUCACACGAACCGUAUGGCAUCGGUAUCGACAGCCAGUAUGGCGGAGUUGCUGCAAACUAUGACAGUAGUCGGCGUCCCGCCGAGUAUCUCGGCUACUAUGUUGGACACUCACCAUCUCUUUCAGCAUAUACGCAGAGCACGACGAUCUCACCGAUUCCUUCUCAUGUGGGGCUUGCCAUUCAGAACGGUGGACUAUCCCCUCGAAUGGGGUCUGUCUCGGCGAGGAGCACGAGCGCAACAGAUUUUUCGCCCCUGCAACAAGCCUCCACGGCUGUCUCCGAGGCCAACAGAUCGUCUGAUACUUCGUCAGAUGCCACGUCAAAAGCCCCAGCCGAUCCUGUGCCAGCUGUGACGAGAAAUGGGCCGUUGAUCGUGGAUGGCUCGGUUCACUCUCCGCGACGAAGGCGGACAGCACAAGCAGCGCACGACUCGGAUGAGCACAUGAAUUUCAGCGCUUCGACCUCAGAAGAUCUCGCAUUUGAUACACCUUCGAGUUCCGACGAACAAUCGCAAGAUGCUUUUGACAUGAAACGGAAGGACAAAUCCACGGCAGCAAGCCCACGGCCCAACGGAGGAUUGAUGCAUUCUGGCCUGGUGAAGAGCGACUUCUCAAACGGGCAUGUUGCGACACACCGCGUACAUGAGUCAAGCACGAGCGACUCUGCAUCGGCCAAACCUUUGACUUUGACGGAGCGUUCGGGUCCGGUGACAAGUAUGGACUUUUCUCAAAACGUACCUUGGCCUCUUGACCGGCAGCUCUCGGCGGUGGAAGAAGUUCGUACUCCAUCUCCCCGUGGCGGCGCGUUUCCCAGGCAAGGAACGUCUUCUAAAGGCCAAGUGCAGUCCGAAUCUUCUCUGGUCAAUGGAUCAAGCACCGAGGGCAAUCAUGAUCGCCCCUUGGCGCUGAGAGCGAAUGGAACAUUGACCAGUUCUGGGACGCCGCCAUCAGCGGCAUCCGGUAGCAGCACUGUGAGUGCAUGGCAGACGGCUAAGAAAAAGAAGAACCGGAACAGGAAAGACACGACGUCUGAUAUUGAUGGCCAGAAUAUCAAAGUCGGGGCCGGUGAAGCAUUGCCGGCAGAUGACUCGCAGCGGAAGGGCGGCUAGGGACUCCUUGGUGGAAUCCCUCUAGGGCGUGUGGGCCCUCGAGACAAUGGAAAUCAAGAGACGGUGUCUGCGAGGGCGUUCAAAGAGCCCUGCUUGCAGUGUUUAGAGGCAUGAGAUGGAGAUCUGAACUGUGGAAAGGAGCAGUUGCAGACAAAUGGGGAAGAUGACACUAUCAACAGCAAGCAUCUAGCGGUUUUAUGUUUUUUGGUUACGGACAAAGAAAACUUGUUGGGCGUUGUGUCGGAUCAGCAUCAUGACAGCAAAACGGACACGGGCAGCAUACAGGCCACAAAUCCGGCGGUGGUCGGCCGCCGAAGAAUUGACCCAGAAAUGGCACAUGGGCAAUGGUUGACAGAAGUGCGCAUGGUCGGUCCCUCUACUCGUAGCUGGCGGCUUGGGGAAGAGGUGACAACAGCAUUGAGGGUCGGAGUGAUGAAUCAACGGCCGCGAACAGCAUUUUAUGAAUUGCAGGCACGAACAUGAAACCAGAGCAAGGACCAUCUGUACCCAGUCCUUGGGAGCAAGAACUGGCCCUAGCUGGGACUGGGGGACUUUGUCUUGAAAUUUGAAAAGAGCACAAGAGCAUGCUCCAUACAUUGAAUGCAAAUGGAGAUGUCGUCCAAGACAUGAAGAACGGCAAUCACCCAUAAAAAAAAGGAAUGGCGAGGGUCUGUACAGCACUGCCGGUCUUGGGCUGCAGCAAACGGGAGCUGGCUGAGUGGGAGGCAGACAGGCAGGCAGGCUUUGGCAAUUACCUAGUUACUCACGCUUAGCUACCUAGGCAUGCAAAUUGAAUGAGAGAAUGCCCAUUGUUAAAACCCAG
Molecule: messenger RNA, 4823 nt
Organism: Exophiala mesophila
Lineage: Eukaryota; Fungi; Ascomycota; Eurotiomycetes; Chaetothyriales; Herpotrichiellaceae
Exons: 2
Coding region: 752-4000 (1082 amino acids)
Biological process (GO): RNA 3'-end processing
Molecular function (GO): nucleotidyltransferase activity
Source: RefSeq, a predicted model, not a curated record